Messenger RNA from Gambusia affinis (western mosquitofish), 1284 nucleotides. RefSeq lists its product as uncharacterized. The transcript is spliced from 5 exons. The record is from RefSeq and is a predicted model, not a curated record. NCBI's taxonomy places the organism in Eukaryota, Metazoa, Chordata, Actinopteri, Cyprinodontiformes, Poeciliidae. Gene Ontology annotation, molecular function: protein binding. Bases 98 to 1198 code for a protein of 366 amino acids.
CGUCUCCCAGGGGCUUCAGUGAGAACGAGAGAUAGCCCUGUCUCUGCUGUGUGUAGCUUCUAAUCAAACAGAAUUGCGAGUCUCAUCCUCUGGCUCCAUGGCUGCCCUGUUCUGUGGCGUGUUGCUGCUGCUGUGUGGCCUUGACUCAGCAUGGGCCACAUUGGUCACUGAUAUGGACUAUGGUGGCAUUCCUCUGUGGAUUAACCGCCUGCUGGGUGAGCCCAGCGUUUUAAGUCUGCAGGGAAGGAUUGACCCGGCCUGGUUUCGAGCUAACAAUGACCAGGUCUGUCCUGAGCAGUGUGACUGUCCCAUCCACUGGCCGACGUCGCUCUACUGUGACAGCAGAGGCCUUGAAAACGUCCCCCAGGGCCUGCCGCAAAGAACCCAGUACUUGUUUUUACAGGGCAACAAGAUCUCAUCCCUGUCCUACCCUGUCCUGGCUAAUGUUACGGGUCUACGUUGGCUAAUCAUCGACAACAACCAGCUGGAGAGCAACGAAUUGGAGCUGGUCUCUCUGCAGAACCAGACUCAGCUGCGCUACUUUUUUGCGAACAGCAACAACUUGACGUCGGUGCCUGGCGGCUUACCAGCCGGACUCAUACAGCUGCGGCUGGCCUACAACCGAAUCAGCAACAUCAGCCCCGGAGCUUUCCAGAACCUGCAGAAUCUGACGCUUCUGUUGCUGCAGGGAAACAGGCUGCAAACCAUCAAAGAGGGCGACCUCAAAGGUCUCAUCAGGCUGAAUCUGUUGGACAUCAGUGGAAAUUUGUUCUCAGCUGUCCCCAGCCAUUUACCUCCCUCUGUCCAGCAGCUUUAUCUGUCCUACAACAACUUCUCUGGGCUGGACGAGGGCAGUUUUGAGGGAUUUCUCAACCUGAAGUUUCUGCGCCUCAGCCACUGCGGCCUGCAGAGCAGCAGCGUCCACCCACAGGCCUUUAAUCACUCCAGCCUGGUGGAGGUGGAUCUCUCUUACAACAAGCUGACCACCACCCCCACAGUUCCAAUAACCCUGCAGUACCUCUACCUGGAGGCCAAUAACAUUCGAGAGUUCAACGUGAGCAGUUUCUGCAGAGAGGUGGGGCCUCUGUCCUACUCCAGGAUGAAGAUCCUACGGCUGGAUGGAAACAAAAUGGCACACCAUCAGCUCCCCCCUGACUGGGUUUACUGCCUCCGAGUGCUUCAGAGAAUUUUCAUCUGACUCGGAGGAUUAGUUAGACACGAGUACAUCGUGUACCCCUCCGACCAGAACAGGUGCUACAGAGAAAAACACGACGAAACCUCAGC